Odocoileus virginianus texanus is the source of this 4927-nucleotide messenger RNA. RefSeq names its product latent transforming growth factor beta binding protein 4 (gene LTBP4). Lineage: Eukaryota; Metazoa; Chordata; Mammalia; Artiodactyla; Cervidae. Gene Ontology annotation, molecular function: calcium ion binding. The record is from RefSeq and is a predicted model, not a curated record.
GCGCUGCAGCCAUGGCGGGCGGCGCGCGGCUGCUCUGGGUGUCGCUAUUGGUGCUGCUGGCGCUGCUCCGGCCGCAGCCCGGGCUAGGUCGACCCCGAGAGCGCCUCCGCGUGCGCUUCACCCCGGCCGUGUGCGGCCUGAGCUGCGUCCAUGGGCCCACCGGCCCCCGCUGCACCCCGACCUGCGCGCCCCGCAACACCACCAGCGUGGACAGCGGCGCGCCCGGCGGGGCGGCCCCGGGGGGACCCGGCUUCCGCGCCUUCCUGUGUCCCUUGAUCUGUCACAAUGGAGGAGUGUGCGUGAAGCCUGAUCGCUGCCUCUGUCCCCCGGACUUCGCUGGCAAGUUCUGCCAGUUGCAUUCAUCGGGCGCCCGACCCCCGGCCCCGGCCAUGCCAGGCUUCACCCGGUCUGUGUACACCAUGCCGCUGGCCAACCACCGCGAUGAUGAACAUGGCGUGGCGUCUAUGGUGAGCGUCCACGUGGAGCACCCGCAGGAGGCGUCGGUGGUGGUGCACCAGGUGGAGCGUGUGUCCGGCCCUUGGGAGGAGGCGGACGCCGAGGCAGUGGCGCGAGCGGAGGCGGCGGCACGAUCGGAGGCGGCAGCGCCCUACACAGUGCUGGCACAGAGCGCGCCGCGCGAGGACGGCUAUUCGGACUCUUCGGGCUUCGGUUACUGCUUUCGGGAGCUGCGCGGAGGCGAAUGUGCGUCCCCGCUGCCCGGGCUCCGGACGCAGGAGGUGUGCUGCCGAGGGGCCGGCUUGGCCUGGGGCGUUCACGACUGUCAGUCGUGCUCGGAGCUCCUGGGUAACACCCGCCAGGGGGGCGCCCCAGAUGGGCCGUGUCCAGCUGGCUUUGAAAGGGUUAAUGGGUCCUGCGAAGAUGUGGAUGAGUGCGCGACUGGGGGGCGCUGCCAGCACGGACAGUGUGCGAACACGCAUGGCGGGUACACUUGCGUUUGCCCCGACGGCUUUCUGCUUGACUCGUCCCGCAGCAGCUGCAUCUCCCAACACGUGAUCUCAGAGGCUAAGGGGCCCUGCUUCCGCGUGCUUCGAGACGGCGGCUGCUCUCUGCCCAUUCUACGCAACAUCACCAAACAGAUCUGCUGCUGCAGCCGUGUAGGCAAAGCCUGGGGCCGGGGUUGCCAGCUCUGCCCACCCUUCGGCUCAGAGGGUUUUCGGGAGAUCUGCCCAGCCGGCCCUGGCUACCAUUACUCGGCCUCCGACCUCCGCUACAACACCAGACCCCUGGGCCAGGAACCACCCCGAGUGUCCCUCAGCCAACCCCGUGCCCCACCCUCCACCUCUCGACCACUCUCAGGCUUUCUGCCCACUCAUCGCCCAGAACCUCGGCCUGAGCCCCGUCCAGGCCCUGAGCUUCCUCUGCCCAGUAUCCCUGCCUGGACUGGUCCUGAGAUCCCUGAAUCAGGUCCCUCUGCAGGCGAGUGUCAGCGCAAUCCCCAGGUCUGCGGCCGCGGACGGUGCAUCCCCCGGCCCAGUGGCUACACCUGCGUGUGCGACUCCGGUUUCCGACUCAGUCCGCAGGGCACACACUGCAUCGACGUGGACGAAUGUCGCCGCGUUCCCACGCCUUGUGCUCCCGGGCGCUGCGAAAACACGCCAGGCAGCUUCCGUUGCGUGUGCGGGCCGGGCUUCCGAGCCGGCCCGCGGGGUACGGAGUGUUUGGACGUGGACGAGUGCCACCGCGUGCCGCCACCGUGUGACCGUGGGCGCUGCGAGAACACGCCUGGCAGCUUCCUGUGCGUGUGCCCCGCGGGGUACCAGGCUGCGCCCCAUGGAGCCAGCUGCCAGGAUGUAGAUGAAUGUAUCCAGAGCCCGGGCCUGUGUGGCCGAGGGGUCUGUGAGAACCUGCCUGGCUCUUUCCGGUGUGUGUGCCCGGCUGGCUUCCGAGGCUCGGCAUGUGAAGAAGACGUGGAUGAGUGUGCCCAGGAGCCACCGCCCUGUGGGCCGGGCCGCUGUGACAACACAGUGGGCUCUUUUCACUGUGCCUGCCCUGCUGGCUUCCGCUCCCGAGGGCCUGGGGCCCCCUGCCAAGAUGUGGAUGAGUGUGCCCGUAGUCCCCCGCCCUGCGCCUAUGGCCGGUGUGAGAACACGGAAGGUGGCUUCCAGUGCGUCUGCCCCACAGGCUUCCAGCCCAAUGCUGCCGGCUCUGAGUGCGAGGAUGUGGAUGAGUGUGAGAACCACCUGGCGUGUCCUGGGCAGGAGUGUGUGAACUCACCAGGAUCCUUCCAGUGCAGGCCCUGUCCUGCUGGUCACCACCUGCACCAUGGCCGAUGUACUGAUGUGGACGAAUGCAGUUCGGGCGCCUCCUGCGGCCCCCAUGGACACUGCACUAACACCGAAGGCUCCUUCCACUGCAGCUGCGAGCCAGGCUACCGGGCGCCAGCUGGUCGGCCCGGGCCCUGCGCAGACGUGAACGAGUGCCUGGAGGGCGACUUUUGCUUCCCCCACGGCGAAUGCCUCAACACCGACGGCUCCUUCGCCUGUACUUGUGCCCCCGGCUACCGGCCCGGACCCCGCGGAGCCUCUUGCCUCGACGUGGACGAAUGCAGCGAGGAAGACCUCUGCCAGAGCGGCAUCUGUACCAACACCGACGGCUCUUUCGAGUGCAUCUGCCCUCCGGGACACCGCGCCGGCCCAGACCUCGCCUCCUGUCUCGAUAUUGACGAAUGUCGGGAGCGGGGCCCGGCCUUGUGCGGGUCCCAGCGUUGUGAAAAUUCCCCGGGCUCCUACCGCUGUGUCCGAGACUGCGACCCCGGCUACCAUGCAGGCCCCGAGGGCACCUGUGACGACAUAGAUGAGUGCCAGGAAUAUGGCCCAGCGAUCUGUGGAGCCCAGCGCUGUGAGAAUACCCCUGGCUCCUACCGCUGCACGCCAGCCUGUGACCCUGGCUACCAGCCCACGCCAGGGGGCGGAUGCCAGGAUGUGGACGAAUGCCGGAACCGGUCCUUCUGUGGGGCCCACGCCGUGUGCCAGAACCUGCCUGGCUCCUUCCAGUGCCUCUGUGACCAGGGCUACGAGGGGGCGCGGGACGGGCGUCACUGCGUGGAUGUGAAUGAAUGUGAGACACUACAGGGCGUGUGUGGAGCUGCCUUGUGUGAGAAUGUGGAAGGCUCCUUCCUCUGUGUCUGCCCCAACAGCCCUGAGGAGUUUGACCCUAUGACUGGGCGCUGUGUUCCCCCUCGGACCUCUGCUGGUACGUUCCCAGGCGCACAGCCCCAUGCACCUGCCAGCCCCAGUCUGCCGGCCAGGCCCCCACCCCCGCCCCCGCCUCGCCGGCCCAGCCCACCUAGGCCGGGCCCUGUGAGCAGCGGGCGAAGGGAGUGCUACUUUGACACGGCGGCUCCGGAUGCCUGUGACAACAUUCUGGCUCGGAACGUGACGUGGCAGGAGUGCUGCUGCACUGUGGGUGAGGGCUGGGGCAGCGGCUGCCGCAUCCAGCAGUGCCCGAGCCCCGAGACAGCUGAGUACCAGUCAUUGUGCCCCCAUGGCCGGGGCUACCUGGCGCCCAGCGGAGAUCUGAGCCUCAGGAGAGACGUGGACGAGUGCCAGCUCUUCCGAGAUCAGGUGUGCAAGAGCGGAGUGUGCGUGAACACAGCCCCAGGCUACUCAUGUUAUUGCAGCAAUGGCUACUACUAUCACACCCAGCGACUGGAGUGCAUCGAUAACGACGAGUGCGCGGACGAGGAGCCGGCCUGUGAGGGCGGCCGCUGCGUCAACACUAUCGGCUCUUAUCACUGCACGUGCGAACCGCCACUUGUGCUGGAUGGCUCGCGGCGCCGCUGCGUCUCCAACGAGAGCCAGAGCCUGGAUGACAAUCUGGGAGUGUGCUGGCAAGAAGUGGGGGCUGACCUCGUGUGCAGUCGCCCUCGGCUGGACCGCCAGGCCACCUACACAGAAUGCUGCUGCCUCUAUGGCGAAGCCUGGGGCAUGGACUGUGCCCUCUGCCCCGCACAGGACUCAGAUGACUUUGAGGCCCUGUGCAACGUGCUGCGCCCCCCUGCAUAUGGACCCCCGGGGCCAGGUGGCUUUGGACUCCCCUAUGAGUAUGGCCCAGACCUAGGUCCACCUUACCAGGGCCUUCCCUAUGGGCCUGAGUUGUACCCACCACCCGUCCUACCGUAUGACCCCUACCCACCGCCACCUGGGCCCUUCGCCCGACGGGAGGCCCCUUACGGGACGCCACCCUUCGACAUGCCGGACUUUGAGGACGAUGGUGGCCCCUACGGUGAAUCCGAGGCUCCUGCUCCAUCCGGCCCGGGCACCCGCUGGCGCUACCGGUCCCGUGACACCCGUGGCUCCUUCCCAGAGCCUGAGGAGUCGCCUGAAGGUGGAAGCUAUGCUGGCGCCCAGGGUGGGCGCUACGAGGGCCUGGAGGCAGAGGAGUGCGGGAUCCUGGACGGCUGCGCCCAUGGCCGCUGCGUGCGCGUCCCCGAGGGCUUCACCUGCGACUGCUUCGACGGUUACCGCCUGGACAUGACUCGCAUGUCCUGCGUUGACAUCAACGAAUGUGACGAGGCCCAGGCGGCCGCCCCGCGCUGUGUCAACGCGCGCUGCGUCAACACCGAUGGCUCGUUCCGCUGUAUCUGCCGCCCAGGAUUCGCACCCUCACACGAGCCGCAUCACUGCACGCCCGCCAGACCCCGGGCCUGAGUCCCCAGCAGCCCUGGGCCGCAAACUCCGCGCUUGCGCACGCGGGGUCCCUGCCGCGCAACCUUGCCACCCGCCCGCUUGCGCGCUUGCGCACAGGGAUGCCGGACCCGGCGGAGAGGCUGGUCGGUGGGACAGAUGGACAGAAGGAGCAGCCUUCCUACCGACGCCACGGGCCCAGGCUUAGCCCACGGUCCCCUUCACAUUCCUGCUCCUUUUUAUAAAAAUGUUCAAUUAAAAAACACCUAUUUUGUACCUUC